CCCGCUCGCCCUCCGCAUGCGUAUGUGAUUUGCUAGCGUUUGUGUGUGUUCUCCAUGCUCCCUAACGUGUCACAUUGAUGAAGACAAUGAGAAAAGUCUUAUUGUCCGACUGGAAUGUGGCAGAAGAAGACAACGGGACGAGCAUGUCAUCGCUUGGCACCAGUGUCAGGUCUGCUUACAGCAUGACACACCGUGGAAGGAGGGAGACAGGACUGGAUGUCUUCUGAUACAUGAUGACGAUGAUGAUGAUGAUGCUUGAGGAAAUUUCGAAACCUUAAUCUGAAUUGAUGAUUGGAAACAUGCACUGAUAAAAGUGAGACCUCCGCCUGUCAGUCGACCCAUGAGAUGGAGCUUCUCCCGCUGGGUGUGCUGAGUCGCGGACGUCCCCUUCACCUGCAGGCGGACUCCCUGUGGCUCCAGCACCCUGUCGUUGAGGAGCAGGUGGAGCUGUGGUGGUUCAACAAGCCGCACGUCUCUCUCCUGUGCUACUGCUUCUCUGUGGCCAUGAUCCUGAGUCUGGGUUCGGCCGGUGUGGGUCUCCUCUCCACCGCUUCAACCGCUGUGGGACCCUCAGUGCUGUGGCGUUUGGCUGUGGGCUCCACCCUGUGCCUGCUGGCGCUGGUGGUCCUGAUGAAGCAGCUGCUCAGCUCGGCCGUGCAGGACAUGGGAUGCAUUCGCAACCGCAGACGCAUCGAACAGCUGCGCAGCGGGGGAACCGUGGACCCCUUACUUCUGCUCUUCACUGGUUUGGCACUGGUGGUCUGCGGGAUAACACUGCUCAGUCUCUCUCAGACAGACAUGCUGCUUUCUGGCGGGACCCUCCUGGCCUGUGGGGGUGCUGUGGUGCUCGGUGUGACAGCUUAUGGAGGGAUUGUUUAUGUGCAGGGAAGAAGAAACACGAGGAGGCGACGGCGGCGGAGGGUGCGAGUGUAUACAGUAACGGCGCAAAGGAAUCCACCAUGGAGAGAUUCAACUUAUAGUCAGUCGAAUUUGUUGUGAGCAGAGGUGGGCCAAAAUCUACACUCAAGUAAAAGUACAAGUACUUGAGGUAAUUUUUAAGCAACUAAAAGCAACACUCUUAAAAGUUCCUUGAGAAAAGGUUAUUGCACAGUGAAUUCGAAAUUUGCAUCUGUAAUUUUCGCACGUUAAAAAAUAAAUUCAACCUCACGUUUUGUAAGUUGUGUUGAAACACUGCCUACGAACUCAAAAAAACUCAAGUAAAAGUAACAAUCCCAAAAGUUACUUGAUUAAGAGUAAAAAGUAUCCGAUGGAAAAAUUACUCAAGUAAUUAGUUAUUAGUUACUUUUAAUCUUUAAAUAUAUAUAUCUCAUAAGAGUAGCAGAGUGAUGUGGCUGUAUAUCGGCACUGGUGGGAGGCGAUCUUUAGUUCCCCAUAGUGAUGGGUCGUUCAUGAACGAUUCGUUCAUUUUGAACAAAUCUUAAAUAUGACUCGGGAAGUACGAGUCCUCUCAGGGAGUGAUUCGAUCAUCCGCGCGUACGCGCAUUUAUGCAGGUGGUAUCGUUAAUUUCAAGUCUUCAUCACAUUGGCAGAAGCCAAUCGUACGCGUUUAGAGCCGGAAAAAGACCGGAUCCGCUCCCCUCUAGAGUCUUCUAUCGGUCUGAGUCACCGUUCAUCACGGGCCAAUCAUACGCGUGUAGAGCCGGAAAAAGAAUUGAUCCGCUCAUCUCUCGAGUCCUCUAUCAGGUCUGAGUCUUUCGUUCAUCACGGGCCAAUCAUACACGUUUAGAGCCAGAAAAAGUAUUGAACUGUUCAUCCCUCAAGUCCUCAGGUUUGAGUCAUUCUGUCACGUAAACAACGAACGAUCAUGGCUCCUAUCAGCUUGAAUGAACCACUGACAUUAGAAGACAUGAAGAGGUGAGCUGAGCAAAGAGACAACAAUGCCUUUAUAGACAAAAGAGCAGGUAAACACUGAAUUAUUAUUUUCUCCUUCUUAUAUUCUGUUUAUGACUUAUUUGUCGUGUAAUUAACCUUUUGGGCUAGUUGUAGAUGUGUUUGGAAGCAAUUCAUAACAUUUUAACAAUGUUUUUGCAAAUUUAACUAAAUGAACGAAAUGACUCAAAAAAAGAUUCGUUCAUCUUGAUGAACGAGACUCAAAGAUCCGAGUCAGUAAAAUGAUCCGAACUUCCCAUCACUAGUUCCCCAGCAGUGCCGAUAUACAGGCAUAUUGCACUGCUACGAGUGUGAUAUUACAUUUAUACAACAGUUCGAUGGCAUAACUGCAUUUAUAAAAAAGAAAAUCAAACACGGAGAGUAGGGCUGCAUGAUUGAUCAUAUUAUUAUCAUGAUAACGAUAUUUGUGGCUCACAAUCAUACAUUAAAAAUUGUCGCAAUUUUACAGUAUAAAGACAAACCCGUUAUUUUAAUGGGCGGAGUUUACGAAUUGCAAGAGUGUGUUUUUUUUUUUUUUUAAAGGAAUGCAAUGUUGAUCAGGUAGCCUUUGCUCCUGUUUAGUCCAAACAUCCCAAGGUAACACAAAAACCUCAUUAACCACUUUAAAAACCAUCAUAAAGGGGCUGUCAUCAGUGGGUAGUGAGUUCAUCACAUAUGAACUCGUGUGACUCAUGUUGUAGUUAAAGUUUAGCGCAUUAAUUUGUAAUAAAGUAAUGCAUAACACAUUCAGGUACUGUUAUUGUAAAGUGUUACCCUGCUGAAAAAUCCAGCUUAAACCAGCCUAGGCUGGUUGGCUGGUUUUAGCUGGUCGACCAGGCUGGUUUUAGAGGGGUUUUGGCCACUUCCAGGCUGGUUUCCAGCCAUUUCCAGCCUGGUCUUAGCUGGUCAGGCUGGGAGAUGACCAGCUAAAAUCAGCUUGACCAGCCUAGCCAGGCUGAGAGCCCAGCCAAAACCAGCUAUGUCCAGCUUAAACCAGGCUGGUCAAGCUGGUUUUAGCUGGAUUAAGCUGGUCAUUUUUCAGCCUGACCAGCUAAGACCAGGCUGUAAAUGGCUGAAAACCAGCCUGGAAAUGGCCAAAACCCCUCUAAAACCAGCCUGGUCGACCAGCUAAAACCAGCCAACCAGCCUAGGCUGGUUUAAGCUGGAUUUUUCAGCAGGGAUACCCAUAAAAGAAAUAUACAGGAGCAAAUGCAGUGUUUGCAUCCAAAUCUGAUCCAACAUUUGACAACUCUAUAAAAACAUUAGCGACAUUUAUAAGGUUUGCAAAGCCAACACAAAUCCAAGAACCAUAAAAGGAAGGUAUGACAUAUAAUUAUUACAUCUGGAAUACUCGCUUCACUGAAAACGUUCACAUGUACUUACAUCCACAUUCACUUGUAUCUGCUUGUCUGUCAGGCUGCUAUUUGUCUAUUUGGCGCCGUUGUGAAUGAAUAAUACGAAGCUUAGUAUCAUUCAACCGGUUUCACUUCUGUAUAUGUUUUUUGCUAGUUUGGCGCCAUCUUGUGAAACGCCCAGGCUUUUUAUGCUUCAGCUUCACUCAGAUGAUUUCGUUUCGGUCAGCUUUGCUUUUAACUAAAUAAUUAAUAAACUAUUAUGGCUCAGAACAA
Danio rerio (zebrafish) is the source of this 3518-nucleotide messenger RNA. It is a transcript of the gene tmem125b, whose product is annotated as transmembrane protein 125b. Lineage: Eukaryota; Metazoa; Chordata; Actinopteri; Cypriniformes; Danionidae. The record is from RefSeq and is marked validated.